AUGCUCUUCUCCUACCUUGUUGCGACUCUUCCCCUUCUGGCCAACGCCGCCCUCACCUACCGCGGUGCGGACAUCUCGUCUGUCUUCAUCGAAGAAAAGGCUGGCGUUGCCUACAAGAACUUGGCCGGGGAGACCCAGGCCCUGGAAGCUAUCUUGACCGAUAAUGGUGUCAACUCUAUCCGUCAGCGUGUGUGGGUGAAAAAUGGCGACUAUGACCUGACCUACAAUGUCAACCUCGCCAAGCGGGUUGCGGCGACUGGCGCCAGUAUUUAUCUGGAUCUCCAUUAUAGUGAUGACUGGGCGGAUCCUAAGCAUCAGACCACCCCGGGAGGCUGGCCCACCGACGACAUCGACGCGCUGGCCGAUAAGAUCUACCAAUACACGCUGAGCGUGUGCAACACCUUCGCGGAGGAAGACAUCAACGUGGAAAUUGUCUCCAUCGGCAACGAGAUCACCUCCGGACUCCUUUGGCCGCUAGGCAAGACCCCCAACUAUGAGAACAUCGCGCGGCUCCUGCACUCCGGCGCCUGGGGCGUAAAGGACUCGACGCUAGCCAAGAAGCCCAAGAUCCUGAUCCACCUCGACAACGGCUGGGACUGGGAGCAGCAGAAGUACUUCUACGACACCACUCUCGGCACCGGUCUCCUCAAAUCCGAAGAUUUCGAUAUGAUUGGCGUGUCCUACUACCCCUUCUACAACGAGAAGGCCACCCUUGCCUCGUUGAAGACCAGCCUGACCAACAUCCAGUCCACAUACAGCAAGGAGGUUGCCGUGGUCGAAACUAACUGGCCCGUGAAGUGCUCUAGCCCUGAGUUCGCCUUCCCCUCGGAUCUAACGGACAUUCCUUUCUCAGAGGACGGCCAGGUCACCUUCCUGCAGCGGUUGGCGGAGACGCUCACGGCUACCAAGGCCUCCGGUUUCUUCUACUGGGAGCCUGCCUGGACUAAGAACGCGGGGUUGGGAUCCAGCUGUGAGGAUAAUCUGUUGGUGGAUUAUAACACUAACCAGGUGCGUAGCAGUGUGAAGGCGUUUGGACAGGUGUGAUUUUAGCCUUUUUUGGGGAUUUUUGUACCAAAACUUAAAUUUCAAAUGCGUCCGUGCAUAGAUGU
This is a messenger RNA of Aspergillus pseudotamarii, 1109 nucleotides long. RefSeq names its product putative arabinogalactan endo-beta-1,4-galactanase A. Bases 1 to 1044 code for a protein of 347 amino acids. NCBI's taxonomy places the organism in Eukaryota, Fungi, Ascomycota, Eurotiomycetes, Eurotiales, Aspergillaceae. Gene Ontology annotation, biological process: pectin catabolic process. Gene Ontology annotation, molecular function: glucosidase activity. The transcript has 2 exons. The record is from RefSeq and is a predicted model, not a curated record.